This is a messenger RNA of Eruca vesicaria subsp. sativa (arugula), 666 nucleotides long. Lineage: Eukaryota; Viridiplantae; Streptophyta; Magnoliopsida; Brassicales; Brassicaceae. The record is from the annotation of a GenBank genome assembly.
AUGGCAAAGUUUCUCUCUAUUAUCCGUCGAGUGUACCUCACUCUCUACAACUGGAUCGUCUUUGCUGGAUGGGCUCAGGUUUUGUAUUAUGCUGUAAAGACGUUGAAGGAAACGGGACAUGAAAAUGUUUAUGAUGCUGUGGAGAAGCCUCUCCAGCUUGCUCAGACUGCUGCCGUUCUCGAGAUUCUUCAUGGAUUAGUAGGUUUGGUUAGAUCUCCUGUUUCUGCAACUCUGCCACAGAUUGGUUCAAGGCUGUUUCUCACUUGGGGCAUCCUAUACAGCUUUCCUGAGGUCCAAUCACAUUUUCUUGUUGCGUCGCUAGUCAUAAGCUGGUCUAUCACAGAGAUUAUUCGCUACUCCUUCUUUGGUCUUAAGGAAGCUCUAGGCUUCGCACCUUCAUGGCACUUGUGGCUCAGAUACAGCAGCUUUUUAGUGCUAUACCCAACUGGUAUAACCAGUGAAGUAGGUCUUAUCUACCUUGCGUUACCACACAUCAAGACGUCUGAGAUGUACAGCGUUAGGAUGCCUAACACAUUGAACUUUUCAUUCGAUUUCUUCUAUGCAACGAUACUCGUCCUUGCAAUCUAUGUCCCAGGUAGUCCACACAUGUACAGGUACAUGCUUGGUCAGCGUAAGAGAGCUCUCUCCAAAUCUAAGAAGGAAUAA